AUGCCGCUCCACUACCGCCGGAUCCUCUUCUCGGACGACUGCGAUCCUUGGUACGGCUGCCCCCCGCCUCCCGCCCCUCCCUUCUUCACCCCUUCCCCUUCUCCAUCGCCUUCCUCUCCGCCGCCGAUCACAUCGCCUCCUCCUCCUUCGCCUUCUUUUUAUUUCUAUUUCCCUUCUUCCCCGGACCUCGCUCCGUCCCCUUCCCCCGUCCAUGACGGCGGCGGUGGUUGGAGAGACCAGGGAGGAGGAACUUACGGGUACGGCGCCGUCGAUGACCACCGCCGCCGCUUCAUCACCUACGUCCUCUGCGCCGCCGCGGCGCUCGCGUUCCUCUCCCUCAUCCUCCUCGGAUUCUCGAUCGCCGUCCGUCGCCGGCAGCUGCGGCGCCGGCGGCAGGCGCUCCUCGCCCAGCCGCCGGCCGCCGCGACCAACGUCGGGAACGACGACCCGGAGGGCGGGGGCGGGGGCGGGGUGGUGCACCACGUCUGGUACAUCCGGACCGUCGGGCUCGACAAGGCGGCGAUCGACUCGAUCGCGGUGACGCCGUACCGCGCGGGGUCUGGGCUCCUCGGCGCCGCCGACUGCUCCGUGUGCCUCGGCGAGUUCAGCGACGGCGAGCUCGUGCGCCUGCUGCCCAAGUGCGGCCACGCGUUCCACGUCCCCUGCAUCGACACCUGGCUCCGCGCCCACGUCAACUGCCCGCUCUGCCGCUCCGACGUGAUCGACCCCGCCGCCGCGGCCGCCGGAGUCGGCAUCGAGUCCAACCCACCAGCUGAUCCAGAUGCGAACGCCAACGCGGCAGCCGAGCAAGCGGCUGCCGCGAGCGAUUCAACGCUGGAGCCUGAAGACGAGGAGGACGAGGACCAAGAAGCGCCGCGCGUGGAAGAAGAUCAGCACGAGCAGCAGCAACCCAGUUCGCCAGAGCCAGAGCCAUUGCCGCAGCUCCCGGGCCCACUGCCGCGGAAUGUGCGGCGCGCGGCGUCCAUGAACGCGGCGAUGGUCUCAACCGCGGCAGACGUCGCCGCGCUGGACCGGCAGCCUGACGCGGCCCCCGAAGGGGAGGAGCAGAGUGGCCAAGAGAAGCAUCAAAGCGGUGCGACCGGCCAUCCGAGCACCGAGAGGCCCGCGUCCGGCGGUCUCCCGAGGUCCUUCUUCUCGCGGCACUGCCGUGCCCGGAGCUCCGUGCUGCCGCUGUGA
Messenger RNA from Triticum turgidum subsp. durum (durum wheat), 1197 nucleotides. The record is from the annotation of a GenBank genome assembly. NCBI's taxonomy places the organism in Eukaryota, Viridiplantae, Streptophyta, Magnoliopsida, Poales, Poaceae.